UAAGAUCACUAGGGUUCUCUAGAGUCUUCACCCAUUCAGCUCAACUCAAACUUCUCUUAAAAACUGUACAACAUGGCUCCGAUCAAUGCUCAAUUGUGUCAUCCUGUUGUGUUCAACAACAAAGGGUUUUGCAAUGUUGGUGUCUACUCGAGAUAUCUUCGACGAUUUUGCGAUCGUCCCAUCUAUCCUUCACUUCCCAUACAUCCCUCUGCUUUCUCGAAGUAUGACAUGAAUAUUCCUGCUCUUCUUCACGACCUCGGGUGGCAAUCGCUGGUGGAAAAUAUGCGGUUCAGUUACUGUCCAUAUGAUGUUCGUUUAUUCUAUAUAAACAUUCAGCGUGGCCCUGGUACUGAUCCUGCCUUUUUCACAACAAUUGUGUUUAACUGCGAGAUCAAGGUUACUCCAGAGCUGUUGGCCACAUCUCUUGAUCUCCCUCAUACUAGUCUUUGUGUUGGCACUGACAGUGAAUUCGGGGCAUUGGGGUUUGACUUUAUGGUUUCCCUUGAGUCCCUCACCUGUGACCUAUGUCAAUUUUUCCCUUAUCGUUUUGCUGCUGGUCGGCUACCUGAUGAUCUCAAGGUUCUUCACUUCUUCCUUACCAGAAGUUUUCUACCUCGUGAUCUAUCUACCAUAGAUCUUCUUCAUUCCUCAGAUCUAUGGGUCUUGUCUCAUGCUCGAGCUGGCACUCCCAUUAGUUAUGCUUCUCUUAUGUUUCAUCACAUGCUCAGGUAUGGGAUGAAAUAUUUUGGAGGUCCUCUGCCUUUUGGCCCCAAAAUCACCAGACUCCUCUCCUUCUUACGCAUUGAUAUGCGUGAUAAACUUCAUCAAUGCAAUGUCCAAGACGAUUUGCACCCUCAGCAUGUGCUUGCGAAGUUAGAUGCCCUUGUUGGGCCCUGUAAGCCUCUCACUGGCUCAGGGGGAGUCAAAGCUGGUCCUGCAACUGGUUCUGCAUCUUAUUCAUCUAGGAGACUAGUUGGUGCACAUGUUGAUGCCGCCGUUACUGUAAUCAAGCGCGAGUCAUCAAGUGAAGUGUCCCAAGUUUGUCACCUUGAAAAAACUUAGGCAGGAGGAUCUGAUGUGUCCCAAGUUUGUCUAUGAGUCUGGAUCAAUUAAUGAUCCUCUUAGCUCUUAUUUAGAAUAAGAAUCCAGUGAGGCUAGUGAUGAAGAUUGUGUUUCUGAAUAUGAGCCUCCACCAGAGUAUCCUUUCUAGGGAGGUAUAAUGUAGGGGGGGCAUCUUAUGUUCUUUUCGAAUUUAUCAGUGAAUGUUUAAUAAGGAUUCUGUAGGGGUUUCUAAUUGUAGUAUGGAAAUUUUCUAAUGAAAAAAGAAGUUAAGG
Molecule: messenger RNA, 1334 nt
Organism: Linum trigynum
Lineage: Eukaryota; Viridiplantae; Streptophyta; Magnoliopsida; Malpighiales; Linaceae
Source: the annotation of a GenBank genome assembly